Molecule: messenger RNA, 386 nt
Organism: Manacus vitellinus (golden-collared manakin)
Lineage: Eukaryota; Metazoa; Chordata; Aves; Passeriformes; Pipridae
Product: class II histocompatibility antigen, B-L beta chain-like
Exons: 3
Biological process (GO): antigen processing and presentation; immune response
Cellular component (GO): MHC class II protein complex; membrane
Source: RefSeq, a predicted model, not a curated record
GGGUGUUCCAGCUAAUGACAAAGUCCGAGUGUUACUUCAUCAACGGCACCGAGCGGGUGAGGCUCGUGAAGAGGUACAUCUACAACCGGGAGCAGUAUGCCCGCCUCGAGAUCGAUUUGGGGACCUAUGUGGAGGACACCCUGUUUGGGGAGAAGGUUGCCAGGGAAUGGAACCACCUCCCGGAAUGGCGGGAGCUCAAAUGGUCUGAGAUGGAAAGGUUCUGCCGGCACAACUACGAGUUGUCCACCCCGUUCCUGGUCAACCGCAGAGAGAUGCCACCGGACACCGUCCGCAGCAAGAUCCUGGUGGGGGUCGGGGGCUUCGUCUUGGGCUUGGUCUUCCUGGCGCUGGGGCUCGGCUUCUACCUGCGGGAGAAGAGCUCCUGA